Messenger RNA from Cannabis sativa, 2228 nucleotides. RefSeq lists its product as uncharacterized. The transcript has 15 exons. The record is from RefSeq and is a predicted model, not a curated record. NCBI's taxonomy places the organism in Eukaryota, Viridiplantae, Streptophyta, Magnoliopsida, Rosales, Cannabaceae. The coding region runs from base 759 to 1964 and encodes 401 amino acids.
UUGGUAUUGUAUGAAAUAAAUAUAUUUAAGUUUGAUUGAACUUGAUGAAAAAUGUUUUUGAUGACCAAGACUUUUAGGAGUUAUCGAAAUAUAAGCUUUCAAUUUGUUGAGCUAACUUAAUUCUUGCCUUUUAAGUUUAUAUUCUUGGUUUUCUGUUAUGUGUCUUCAACAUUAAGCAACCCUAUAAUCAGGAAACUGGUCUGCAUGAAUGAAAAAUUGGAGGGUUUAUUACUUCAUUGCUCAAAUUGGGCACGUGGUUACUUAGAUAGGGAGGUACUUGAUUCAUAAUUUGAUGAAACAAAAAGUUAUUGAAGAUUCACAUUUAUUGCUCUUGAGUCUUGAUUGUCAAAGGGAGCACAUGAUUACUUUUUCUGUAGAGUAACUUGUGGAGGGUAAUGUGGAAGAAGCAUACGAAUAAGAUACUACUUGUUUAUGAUUAUGAUCAACUUGGGUCUGAGGAAUAUGACUACAUACUUGGUCUGAAUGUGGAGUCUGCAAUUGUUUCGGUUUAAAAGUCAACUUUGUGACUUUUAUAUCUAGCCAGGUUUAGCUACGUGAUAGACUGCUAAUGUUUGUGUGUUACUAAGAGAAAGAGAGAAAGAGUUGUUGCAGUAAAUUUUCUGAAAGGAUAAUGUAUUCUGCUUAGAAGAAUAUGCAACUCAAAACCUGUUAGAUAGUGCAAGACUGCAGAUGAGCUAUAGUUACUAUCUUGAGGCUGAUUUUUUUGUUCAACAUACAAUCAGAAGUUUAUAAAUAGUAUGGGAAUCCUUUCACGCAGUUCUGCAAGUAGAAAACCGAAUGAAACUAUGAGGCUUAUUGUAACAACUUUUUUUGGAGUAGUUUUGGGUUUCUUCAUAGGAGUAUCCUUCCCAGCAUUGUCAUUAACUAAGCUAAAUAUUCCAUCCAACUUCCUUCCUGCUCCUGUUCAGCUCUCAUACAGCGAUGAGACAAGUUCAGGUCUCUCUACUCAGAUAAAUGAGUGGUCUUCUGCAAAGAUUAAUGAUAGCAGCUCAAAGCAAGACCAGCAUAUAAAUGAUCCAACAAAGAUUUGGGUAACAUCAAAUCCUAAAGGCGCAGAAAGAUUACCACCAGGAAUUGUUGAAGCUACAUCAGAUUUUUAUCCAAGGAGAUUGUGGGGUAACCCCAGUGAGGAUUUAACCAGUCAUCCAAAGUACCUUGUCACCUUCACCGUUGGUUAUGAUCAAAAAAAGAAUAUUGAUACAGCUGUGAAAAAGUUUUCAGAAAAUUUUACCAUCCUCUUAUUUCACUAUGAUGGUCGGACAACUGAGUGGGAUGAGUUUGAGUGGUCACACCGAGCUAUUCACGUGAGUGUCCGGAAGCAAACUAAAUGGUGGUACGCUAAACGAUUUCUGCAUCCCGACAUUGUGGCUCCAUAUGACUACAUAUUCAUAUGGGAUGAAGACCUUGGAGUUGAGCAUUUCAACGCAGAAGAGUACAUAAAACUAGUCAGGAAGCAUGGUUUGGAGAUUUCGCAACCUGGUUUAGAGCCUAAUAAAGGGUUGACAUGGCAGAUGACCAAAAGAAGAGGCGACCGUGAAGUACACAAGGACACUACUGAGAAACCUGGCUGGUGCACUGAUCCACAUCUGCCUCCUUGUGCAGCGUUUGUUGAGAUCAUGGCGCCAGUGUUCUCCCGAGAUGCAUGGCGUUGUGUGUGGCAUAUGAUUCAGAAUGACUUGGUCCACGGUUGGGGUCUUGAUUUUGCUCUUAGAAAAUGUGUUGAGCCUGCCCAUGAGAAAAUAGGUGUUGUAGAUUCUCAAUGGAUUCUUCACCAAACUGUUCCCUCACUCGGGAGCCAGGGUGAAUCAUAUAAUGGGAAGGCACCAUGGCAAGGGGUGAGAGAGAGGUGCAGAAAGGAGUGGACAAUGUUUCAAAGUCGUUUUUCAAAUGCAGAAAAAAAGUACUUCAAAUCACAGGGGGUUGAUCCUUCAAUAGCUCAUUAGGGAACAGAACAGAAAUAACUGGAGUGGACUACUGUACACAAUCACCACCACUAUAAUGCUUAGCCUUUUUGUCUCUUUCUUUUUUCCUUUUGUCUUUACAUUUAAUUUGUAGAACCCCAUUAUCAAUAUUAUUAAUUUCUUUUAAUACAUAUAUUUUUGGAAAAGAAAAAAGUAUAUUCCUUCUGAGUUCCGGUGAUACUGGAAAUAGGGUACUAUGACUUGAUGUAACAAUGUCACUUCCAUCAAUGACUGUUACCACCACCA